GCAAACAAAUCCCAACAGAGCCACAACACCAAACUCAGAUCGAAAAGCCACAAUGUACACCUGCCCUGCUCUGCUGCUGGCCUUGGUUUUUGCCUUCGGUCUCAGCCAAACCCAAGGAUACUCCCCCAGCGAGGAUGCCAGAAUUAUAGAGGAAUACAAGCGGGAGAUGGGCCUCAACCACGCCAAGAUCGCUCGGCAGUUGGUGCACCGCGCUAACUGGGCGGCGGUGGGCAGCAUUUCCACCAACAAAAUUGUGGAGAGCUAUCCCAUGGUCAACAUUGUGUCGGUCGAUGACAGCGACGCCAAUGGCAACUCCACGGGCAAGAUACGCUUCCUGCUCACCGACCUGGACUUUACGGGUCCCGACUGGGAGAAGAACAACAAAGUGACGCUGAUGUUCAGCGAAGAGCAGACUCUGCACUGCAAGGAUAACGGCAAGGAUCCCAUGGAGCCCACUUGUGCCCGCUCCAUGAUCAGUGGCCAGGUGCAGAGGUUCGAUACGAGGGAUAGCAGCUACAAGCCAGCGCUGGACGCGUACAUCAAACGGCAUCCCGCAGCACUCAACUGGAUAAAGGCUCACAACUUCUAUCUGUGCGAGCUGAUCAUUCGCAAUAUCUUUGUGCUGGACUUCUAUGGUGGCCCACAUCAGGUCACUUCCUCUGACUAUUACGCCAUUCAAUUGUGAUUACUCCCCACCAGUACCUGACGAUACGCUAAGGAAACAACUUGAUGCCUCAAUUCUUCUUUGUUCUUUUGGGCAUUCCCACAACAAAUUGCAUGAUAAGCUAAUU
Messenger RNA from Drosophila subobscura, 791 nucleotides. It is a transcript of the gene CREG, whose product is annotated as protein CREG1. The record is from RefSeq and is a predicted model, not a curated record. The transcript is spliced from 4 exons. Bases 53 to 685 code for a protein of 210 amino acids. Lineage: Eukaryota; Metazoa; Arthropoda; Insecta; Diptera; Drosophilidae.